Oxyura jamaicensis (ruddy duck) is the source of this 891-nucleotide messenger RNA. Its product is annotated as 2-hydroxyacyl-CoA lyase 1-like. The record is from RefSeq and is a predicted model, not a curated record. Gene Ontology annotation, cellular component: peroxisome. Lineage: Eukaryota; Metazoa; Chordata; Aves; Anseriformes; Anatidae. Gene Ontology annotation, biological process: fatty acid alpha-oxidation. Gene Ontology annotation, molecular function: thiamine pyrophosphate binding; magnesium ion binding.
AUGGUGGCGGGGGAGGCAUUGAGCAGGGCCCCACUAGUGGCCAAGGCCCUCAGAGCUCACAGUAUUGAAUAGUUUGGCAUUGUUGGUAUUCCAAUCACUGAAAUCACAGUUGCAGCCCAAGCAGCUGAAAUUAAAUACAUAGGAAUGAGAAAUGAACAAGCUGCCUGUAACACUGCAUCUGCUGUUGGAUAUUUGACUGGCAGGCCAGGAAUAUGUCUGGUAGUGUCUGGUUCAGUUUUUUUACAUGCACUUGGUUUUAUGAACUGUUGGCCUUUGAUUGUUAUUAGAGGAUCUUUUGAGAGAAAUAAGGAAACCAUGGGAACUUUCCAAGAAUUUCCACAGGCUGAAGCUGGUAGGCUGUACAACAACUCUGUCUGCCCAAGCAGCCCAAAAAUUAUUCCUGCUGUUAUUGAAAAGACUGUAAGAACCAGUAUGUAUGGUUUUCCAGGUUCCUACUAUAUUGACAUACCUUGGGAUUUUGUGAAUCUUGAGGUGAACAAGAGCUCUGUCAACUAUGUAGAAUGCUGCCCACCACCUCCCAUCAGCAUGGCUGAACACUCUGCUGUCUCAAAGGCAGCAUCUAUGAUUGCUCAUACCAAGCAGCCUCUGUUAAUCAUUGGCAAAAGUGCUGAUUAUUCAAAUGAUGGAAACAACAUCAGAAAGUUGGUGGACCUUUGUGGACUGUCUUUUUUGCCUACAUCAAAGGCAAAAGGAGUAGUUCCUGAUAACCAUCCAACUUGUGUAGCUGCAGCAAGAUCCACAGCAUUGCAGCAUGCUGAUGUAUUCAUCGUGUUUGGUGCAAGGUUGAACUGGAUUUUGCAUUUUGGUCUUCUACCAAGGUUUCAUAGAAUCACAGAAUCACAGAAUAUUAGGAAUUGCAAGGGACCUUAA